AACAACUUAAUAAUAUACAUAAAGAACGUUUAUCUUUAUUAUUAUAUAAUCAAAAAUAUAAUGAAUUUGUAGAACAAAUACAUAAUGAAACAGAUUUAAAAAAACUAAAAAAUGAAUGGAUUAGAAAAAUUAAUGAAUCAGAUUUUGUGGAAGAUGAUAAACAAAAUCUUUAUAAAAUACAGGAAGAAUAUUGGUAUAGAGAGAUACAACAAAGCAAAAAUUUACUUGAAUCUCAACAUAUUGAAUUAAAUAUUUUAAGAGAUGAAACUUUAAAAAAACUGUCAAACAAAUACUAUAAUGAGUUGCAAGAAUAUCUUGAGGAGCCACAUGAACAAAAUAAAUUACAAGAAUUACAACGAGAAUUAUAUCUAAAAAGAAAUUUUAAAUUAAAUCAUAAAGAUAUUAGCACAUUCUCAGAAGCCUUUGAAUCAUUAUUAAAUGAUGUAAUAUUAAAAGAAAAG
Dentiscutata erythropus is the source of this 461-nucleotide messenger RNA. NCBI's taxonomy places the organism in Eukaryota, Fungi, Glomeromycota, Glomeromycetes, Diversisporales, Gigasporaceae. The record is from the annotation of a GenBank genome assembly.